GUGUCUCCGAGCUGCAGACCGGCUGCUGCUGAUUGGUGGACGGGACGUUUCGGACGGACCGGACUGCGGGCGGAAACAAGACCCUGUCCCACAUUCAGCGGAUGAAACUCAGGAGGAGAGGAACUCUAAGAGAGGUGAUCGGAUUAUAGAGAAGUCAACGACGGAUAAAGACAUUUAAAAGACUCGUUUUUCGACAGGGAGCUGUUCGAGAUGUCUUCAAAAAGUUUGCUGCUGUUGGUUCUUCUGUGCGCGCGCGCUGCGUCGGCUGCCAAUAACGUCAGUAAAUAUCAAAGGACCUUCAUCUUCUAUGACAGUCCAGAAAUGGAGGAUCUGGGACAAUAUCUUGAAACUGAUCCCACUAAAAAUCCUGCUUCUGGAUCUCGCCUGGCACAUAAUGUAACCAACACCAGCUGGAGGGAGCUCUCAGGGGAGGCAGAGCUGUUUCUAACUGGCCCUGUAUCCACAAUACUCAUCCCUUCCUUCUACACACUGGUCUGCCUCAUCAGUGUGCCAAUCAACAUCUGUGCGGUUCUGAUCUUUACUCGGAGGAUCCAGCCAAAGAAGCCUGCUUCGAUCUACAUGCUGAACUUGGCCUGUGCUGACCUGCUCUUUGCCAUGGUGCUGCCCUUCAAGAUCUCCUACCACUUCAACGGCAAUGACUGGAUCUUCGGCUCCGCCAUGUGUCGAGUGGUCACCGCUGCUUUUUACUGGAACAUGUACUGCUCUGUUCUGCUCAUCGCUUGCAUCAGCGUGGACCGGCUUCUUGCUGUAGUCUACCCCAUCAACUCCCUGUCUUGGCGGAGUCCUAGAAACGCGAUCAUAGCCUGUGUAGCGAUGUGGAUUCUGUCCUUUGUUGGGUCACUGUAUUUCCUGCUGAGUGAACAGACUAUUUCACUUACAAAGUUGAACAUCACAACAUGCCAUGACGUCCAGCGCUCACAGCUCUUCUGGGUCUACAAAACAUACUUCAUCACCCUGUGCUGCCUCCUCUUCUUCCUGCCUCUGCUGGUCACCGUGGUGUCCUACACUCGGGUGAUCUUGUCCCUGAGCAGGGGGGCAGCGGGAGUUCCAGGCCGCUCACGCAAAAGAAGAAGAGCAGUCGUGAUGGCUUUAACCGUGCUGGUGAUGUUCGUGCUUUGUUUCGCCCCCACAAACUGCUUCCUCUUCAUGCAGCAGCUGCAGUUUAACCAGGGAGACAAGUCAAGUCGUGAGGCCUCAGACAGCCUCUACAUAAUCUAUCUGGUGUUUCUGUGUUUGGGGAGCCUCAACUGCCUCCUGGAUCCUCUGGUCUACUACUUUGGAUCAUCCCAAUGCCAGAGAGAGCUAUCUAGUGUGCUGAGGUGUCAGAAAAUCACCAAGGGCACCAGAAGCAGUCUCUCAUCCUCUGAUCAAAGCAGGUCCUCCAGCAGAACUCUUCUAAAAUCCAGCCGUAAAGAUAGCUCCAAAGUGAGCACUCCUCUCACCAAAACGGACUCAAUCCAAGCCAGCCUCAGCAGCCAGUACAAGAAGCUCAUGGUCUGAUACACCCUUGCAGAGGAAUUCUGGUAUUUUCAAACCUUUGUGCUUUUAAAAAAAUAUAAAUUGUGGGAUCCAAAUAACUUAAAGGUACAACCAGCUUUGGAAUUGCAGGAGUGGACCGCUUUAGUCUUUAUCUGUGAGACACAUGAUCGAAGCAGCCUUAAACAAGGAACUUCUAUGUUUUGAAACAGCUGUAAAUGUCUCAAGUGGAAGUGGUACUUCUGCCGUUUAAAAUAUCAUACCUUACCAAAAAAGGGUAUGUCUCUGUAGCCUUUAUUUUUUUAGUGUUGUGACAUACUUGCGGCCAAAUUCCACCAGAUCUGUGUCCGGUCCGUUUCCGAUCCGUCACAGCACCAAAUCUGACAGGUUUCUAUUCUAGUCAAUGUGUUAACUUCCACUGGAUCCACUCUGUUGUGUGCGUCUCUGAUCCGGCAGGUCCCAACAGAUCAGAUACACAAGACUUCUAUUUUUCCCAGAUGCCGGAGUACGACGCAUCAAUCUCAACAGAGCAGAUGGAGCGGGACAGGAAGUCAGGCACCAAAACAAAAUGAAAACAUCCGGUUAAUUUUCAGAAUAAAACACUCUGUGUUAUCACCAGAUCGUAUUUCAUUUAACUACAACAACAAACCAUCAUGAUGAGCGGAGCCAGGCCUGGAGUCAACAGGUCCGAGGUUUUCAGAGGACCAGAAAGACAACAUGGACGAGGAGAGGAGGAGGAGAAUCCUUGAUUCAGUGAUUACCGCGGGAAAACCUCGGCCACAUGACCCCAGCUGUCCGGCGGUCCUGCUCCGUGCUGCGUUACGAAAACGCAAGCAGUGAGUGUUGGACGCAAAGCCGGAGACGGACCAGACACGGAUCUGGUGGAAGUCCUGUGUUAGAACCACAAUCUGAGCCUAUCAUGAAAAAAAACAAGCACUUAAAGUUAAUGCACUGUGACCUUGGGAAACUUCCCCAAAAUGUGUUGCCAGCUUAAGAAAGCAUUUAACUUUGUACCUUUGAGUUGUUUAGACCCCAAAGAAGGAAAAUAACAGGACCACGAGUUUAAAAACACCAGAGUUCAUCUUUAAUAAGACUGACUCACCCAUAGUUUUCAGGUAAUGAAACUGUGGAUUUUUUUAUUUUGCAAUAUGAGUACCAGCAAAUGAAGAAUACUUCAUUAUUCCCUCUAUUGUAAGGGAAGUGAAAAAACAUAUCAUCAUAAACAACUGAAAGUCUUAGUUUCCGAGGAACAAAUGUGCAAAGGAAGAGGGGCCUACUGUAGUUACAACAACAAUGAAUGGUAGGAAGCUGAUAAGAAUGUGCUCUCUAGAAAACUCUGAAUCCUAUGGCUCUCAUUUUUCAACUGUAUUAUUAUAAACUGUAAAAGAAUCUAGAAGUAUUAUUUUUUAAUGAAAGGAAACUGUUGUUUUUGUAGUUUUUUAGUCACUUCUUUGUUAAUAUGUCUGUGAAUUAUCUCAUUUUCCAGCACUUUUGUCUCACAUUUAAAAAUGUGACUACUUUGCACAUGAAUACUCACCGUAUUUUCACCUCUAGCUGGUUAGAAAUAAUAUCUUACCAUAUCAUGUGACUGUGUUUCAAAGAUAAUCUGUAUGCAACAGUUAUGGGCUGUUCAUGCAUUAUAUCCUGACAUCUUUAGCCUCAUGCUGCACUCUGCUGGCUGGAGAUGUGAACUGCUUCAGGUGUACUAGGAAAUCAUCCUAAUUAUUCUUCAGGCUCUUUUUUCCUCCAGCAGGUGGCGCUGUUAUACUUCUUAUAAACAUACUCUCACUGUUUAUUAGUCUAAAAAAAGAGUUAGCACAAUGUACAGGAACAACUGACAGAUUAAAUCACUUUAUUGUCUUAAAAUUUAAAAAUAAAACAUGUCUGUGUUGUAUUUU
Molecule: messenger RNA, 3395 nt
Organism: Notolabrus celidotus (New Zealand spotty)
Lineage: Eukaryota; Metazoa; Chordata; Actinopteri; Labriformes; Labridae
Product: proteinase-activated receptor 1-like
Exons: 2
Coding region: 211-1521 (436 amino acids)
Biological process (GO): thrombin-activated receptor signaling pathway; positive regulation of Rho protein signal transduction; blood coagulation
Cellular component (GO): membrane
Molecular function (GO): thrombin-activated receptor activity
Source: RefSeq, a predicted model, not a curated record